Messenger RNA from Silurus meridionalis, 1335 nucleotides. RefSeq names its product rho-related GTP-binding protein RhoA-B-like. Lineage: Eukaryota; Metazoa; Chordata; Actinopteri; Siluriformes; Siluridae. Gene Ontology annotation, biological process: small GTPase-mediated signal transduction; cell migration; stress fiber assembly. Bases 154 to 735 code for a protein of 193 amino acids. The transcript is spliced from 5 exons. Gene Ontology annotation, molecular function: GTP binding; GTPase activity. The record is from RefSeq and is a predicted model, not a curated record. Gene Ontology annotation, cellular component: cleavage furrow; dendritic spine.
CGGGCACCUACACACAUGCGCGUUUGUGUCGCGCAUGCGCGGUGCUCAUCAAGCAAUCGCUCGCGGUGGUGACAGUUGCGCCGUUGUGCUUUGACGCUUUUGGGUGGGAGAGACCGGAAAAACUCGCUCGCUAAAGCAUCAAACACAAGAGAGAUGGCAGCGAUCCGUAAGAAGCUGGUGAUCGUGGGGGAUGGCGCAUGCGGUAAGACGUGUCUGCUCAUUGUCUUCAGUAAGGACCAGUUCCCCGAGGUGUACGUCCCCACCGUAUUUGAAAACUACGUAGCCGACAUCGAAGUGGACGGCAAACAGGUGGAGCUGGCGUUGUGGGAUACGGCAGGACAAGAAGAUUACGACCGUCUCCGUCCUCUCUCCUAUCCCGACACUGACGUCAUCCUUAUGUGUUUCUCCAUCGACAGUCCUGACAGUCUCGAGAACAUUCCGGAAAAAUGGACUCCUGAGGUGAAGCAUUUCUGCCCCAACGUCCCUAUCAUCCUGGUGGGCAAUAAGAAGGACCUGCGCAACGAUGAACACACUCGGCGCGAGCUAGCCAAGAUGAAGCAGGAGCCGGUGAAAGCAGAGGAGGGACGCGACAUGGCGAAUCGGAUCUACGCCUUCGGAUACAUGGAGUGUUCAGCUAAGACGAAGGACGGCGUGCGGGAGGUGUUUGAGAUGGCCACCAGGGCGGCGCUGCAGGCCAGGAAAGGCAAGAAGGGCAAUAAAUGCCUCCUACUGUAAAGCAAGCAGGACUCUGUGCUCAUUACGUGGGGUGGGAGGGGCCAAAUAUAAGCCACACCCCCUUUCCCCAUCUCCCUAAUCAGCCUGCCUGAAAUGACUGUGCUCAACCGUUAAAAACGUUUUCUUUUCUUUGUUGUUUUUUUUUUUUUUUUAAAGAAAAAUUAUGUCUUAAGCGAAACCAGUAACGACUAGUUAUGGAAGUUAUUGUUUUUGUCAGUAUUUAAAGAGGCAGACCAGGAGCUAUGCUGUUCUAUUGUACCUUUUUUCACACAUACACGCACGCCAUUAUUAAAUUCGCCAUAUAAACCAGUGCCGAGCCAGCGGUAAAAGAAGCGGUGUUGGAGUCGUGCAUUCGCUUGUAUCAGUGAGGUUUCAUCCACGCAGUUAUUUCGGAUUAUAAAUAUGCAAAUGAAGAUGGGGGGAAAAAGCUGAUCAGGACCAAUUUGCAGUACAGAAAAGACACAACGCAGCGUCUGUGUUUUUUCUGGAAUGCAUACACUUGGACAAGACUUGAACCUUUUUUUUUUUUUUUCUUUUCUUUCAAAACAAACAGAAACCUAAUUUGGUAUCUUUGUGUAUUAAAGAAAAACUUUUUAGGAA